Rhincodon typus (whale shark) is the source of this 1074-nucleotide messenger RNA. Its product is annotated as probable G-protein coupled receptor 139. Gene Ontology annotation, cellular component: membrane. Gene Ontology annotation, molecular function: G protein-coupled receptor activity. The record is from RefSeq and is a predicted model, not a curated record. NCBI's taxonomy places the organism in Eukaryota, Metazoa, Chordata, Chondrichthyes, Orectolobiformes, Rhincodontidae. The transcript has 2 exons. Gene Ontology annotation, biological process: G protein-coupled receptor signaling pathway. Bases 1 to 1074 code for a protein of 357 amino acids.
AUGGCCUUAAAAGAAUCUCAUCUGUUCCAGUCACACCUUCAGGUACCCAACAAACUGCUAACAGUCUCUACUCAAACGCAGUAUAACUUUGGGCGAUUUCAGAAGUCUGCGGCCAAAACCCGAGCAGCAUUUUGCUGCAAAAUCCAAGCAAGCACAUUGUCUGUCACAGCUAAUAUAGUCACAAUUUUUAUUCUUUCCCGUGGUAAAUGCGGACUCUCCAAAUGCAUAACCCGUUAUCUGGUGGCGAUGGCAGUAGCCGACCUAAUGAUCCUGAUACUCGAAGUAAUACUGUACGAAAUUAAAGAUGCGUAUUUUCCUUAUACAUUUCUGAAUUACACUCCCAUUUGCAGUCUCAACAUGGCCUUACUUUUUAUUUCAAUUGAUUGCUCCGUUUGGAUAACUGUCGCUUUUACCUUUGAUCGAUUCAUUGCUAUUUGUUGUCAAAGACUUCGAGCAAAAUAUUGCACUGAGAAAACUGCUGCUGUGGUGAUAAUAGUUGUGUUCUCAUUAAGUUGUUUGCAGAAUGUCCCAAUAUACUUCAUUUAUGAACCACGGGAGUUAAUUGACAAUGUUCCAUGGUCCUGUUAUGUGAAGUCAAGUUUCUAUACUUCACCCUUAUGGAUAGCAUUUUUAUGGCUUGAAAGUCUUUUGAUACCAUUUCUUCCUUUUAUUUUUAUUUUAAUGCUCAACUGUCUGACCACGAGGUAUAUUCUUAUGGCUAAUAGAGUGAGAAGUGUUCUCCGAGGUAACCAUAGUGCGGGUAGUAAUAAUGACCCAGAGAUGAACAAUCGAAGAAAAUCCAUCAUUUUACUGCUCGCCAUUUCAGGCAAUUUUAUAAUGUUAUGGAUGGUGAUUUUCAUAUAUUUCUUGAUUGUGCAGUUUGCAGAUGUACAAUUUUUCGAAACGAGUUAUAACGACUCUUUCACCAUUAUGGAACAAACUGGUUAUAUGCUUAGCUGUUUGAGUUCAUGUACCAACACAUUUAUUUACGCAGUGUCUCAGAGAAAGUUUAGAGAGGAGCUGAAGAACAUGACUAAACAUUGUCUGACUCCCAUUACUCGUGUAAUCAAAUAA